AUGACCAAUACUCAAUCAAUUAUGCCGCACCAUCAAACUCUAACAAUCGGACAAACGGUUUCAGUUCCAUCGUCCGUUACACUUAAUUCCUCAAACGAGUAUCAACAACGUAAUUCAUUAAUAACAAAUUCGAUUCAUUCUAUUGUACAAAAUAGUAAUAAUACGUCUUAUUCACAAAUAAUAUCUCGUCAAAUAAUGAAUUCAAACGAACCAACACCAUCUGAUAGUGGAAUAACAACUUCAUCUGCUUCACCUCCUUUACAACGUUGUCAUACACCUAUACGUCCUCAGCCGUGUAGUUCGGCAAGCAGCAUCUCAUCUCAGUCAUCUACAUUUUCAUCAUCUUCAUCCAAUUCUAGUCAUGUUGAUAUUCAAUAUCAAUCUUCUCACAUUAACGUUCAAUCACAAAUACAGACAAAUAAAGUCCGUCCAUUACGAUCAAUCGCAGAACAACAACAACAACCGACCACUUAUUAUAAUGGUAUUGUUAGCCAAGCUAACAGCACGACUACCAUUAUUGGGCAUCCACAAUUACCUCCUCCACCGUUUACAUCAAAAAUGCCAGCAUCCGCGAAUCAACAGCAAGCAAUAGCACCAAAAGCUCCUCCUGCUCCAAUUAGCACUCCUAUUGUCACAACAACUUCGACAGUUACAACAGGGUCACAACAAAGACUCAUAGCACCCAUUACUCCCUCUUCUCAAACAGAUAAAUCAAUUCCUAGCACUCGUCCUCCAUUAAUAUCACUUCCCCCGUUCAUUAUUCCAUUAGCAACCUCAGAUGACUGCUAUUUUGUACGUUACGACCGAGAUGUAAAUAGUUAUGACGGUAUGAAAUUUUCUUAUUUAAUUGAUGAUUUGACAUCAUAUAAUAAACAUAAACGAACAAUACGCUACGUCUCACUGAAUGAUUUGUGA
Didymodactylos carnosus is the source of this 915-nucleotide messenger RNA. The record is from the annotation of a GenBank genome assembly. Lineage: Eukaryota; Metazoa; Rotifera; Eurotatoria; Philodinida; Philodinidae.